Messenger RNA from Ramularia collo-cygni, 807 nucleotides. RefSeq lists its product as uncharacterized. NCBI's taxonomy places the organism in Eukaryota, Fungi, Ascomycota, Dothideomycetes, Mycosphaerellales, Mycosphaerellaceae. The record is from RefSeq and is a predicted model, not a curated record. The transcript has 3 exons. Bases 1 to 807 code for a protein of 268 amino acids.
AUGGGUGCCAAAGCCUCGAGACCAAAGCCUGGAGCUCGUCUUCAAGUCAUCGGCGCAGGUCUCCCAAGAACAGGCACAGCAUCGUUCGCCGCUGCCUUGUCACUACUAUUUGACGGGCCAGUAUAUCACGGCGGAACGCAAACCUUAGUGAAUACGGACGACACUCAGGUGAAAGCCUGGAUCGAUAUCCUCGCGCACACACCAUACAAGACACCCGCCGAUCGAGAAUACGUGAUGGGAAAGCUCCAGACUUUGACACAAGGCUUCAUCGCAACUGCAGAUGCACCACUGGGUCAGUUUGUUGAAGAAUUGAUGGAAAUUUAUCCAGAUGCACAGGUCGUAUGCACUGUUCGAGAUCGCGAUGCCUGGGCCAAGAGUUUGGACGAGACUGCCAAACCGUCCUUGCAGCCCUUCCUGGGCCUCUUAGUUUACUGGGUUCCGGUUCUCACGCACUUUCCAAAGUAUAUCCAGCAUCUUCAAGCUGGUCGAUGGGGGGAAUUGUACUCGCAGCCCGGUGAAAAGUGGUCGGUUGGAAAGGAUGUUUGGGAUAGACAUAUGGCAUAUUUGGAAAGAACUGUUCCAAAAGAUAAAAUAGUCUACUUUGACGUGCGAGAGGGCUGGCAACCUUUGUACAAGGCUUUGAAUGUGCAAGUGCCAGUGGAUGUCGAGUUCCCCAGGAUCAAUGAUGGAAAGGCUAUGGAAGAUUUUGCGAAGACGCAAGUGCAGAGAGGUUUGAAGCACUGGGUAGUCCGGCUGUUGGGUUGUGCAACUGCAGUGGCAGUCAUAUGGCAAUACUUCAAAGUGUAG